This is a messenger RNA of Funneliformis geosporum, 723 nucleotides long. The record is from the annotation of a GenBank genome assembly. NCBI's taxonomy places the organism in Eukaryota, Fungi, Glomeromycota, Glomeromycetes, Glomerales, Glomeraceae.
AUGGUUGAGCAGAUGCGUGAAGUGGCCAAAUACUGCAUUAUCGAUGCUCUUAGCUGUCAACGAUUAAUAGUCAAGUGCAAUGUAAUCAAUAUUUAUAGGGAGCUAGUAACUAUAGCCUUCUUACCAUUAUUUGAUGCGUAUUAUUUUGUGAGGGGGCUUGAAAAUAAACAUCCUAUAACUGGCUUAGACUUUGCAUCUUUGUAUCCAAGUCUUAUCAUGACAUACAACCUCUCACCUGAUAAAAUCAUUUUAUCUCAAAAGCAUACUGAACAAAGUGGUAAAAAGCUCCACAAAAUUAGUUUUAAAUUCAAAGAUCAGAAUAUUCUCAUAUGGUCUAUUCAGCAUAAUAACCUUCCUAAAGAAAAGGCUCUCUAUGCUAAUGUGUUAGAAUAUUUAUUUGCUAAACAAAAUGAGAUAAAAAAAUGUUUUGCUUCUUUAAAAGAAAAAAAGGAAAACAUGGAACUAGUAAUAGCUUCAAUAGUGUACAUGAAUCCAUUUUAUAGCACCGCUAGAGAUAGUAGAUCUCCUUUUUUCUUACGUGAGCUUGCUGGAAGUGUCACAUCAGCUGGGCAGAAAAACAUCAAACUUAUUGCAGAUUUUAUUAAAAGCAGGGAAAUCUCUAUGGGAGAAAUAGAGAAACUUCGUGAUGAAAUUAAUGACUUUCUCAGGAAAGAUAAUGGAUCUCCUUAUCUCAAAAUGGCAUAUGAGAAAGUUUUAUUUCUG